GCUGUCAUCAGCAACAUGGUUGUUCCACGCCGCUUGUAUUCGCACACCCAGCUGUGGAGCGCGCGAUGCGUCAGUUCGUUAGCUGGAAGCCUAAAAAAACAACAAGUCGAAGUUAGGGACACAAUUCCACACUCAGAAAUAUUUCACCAAGUUAAGCAUUACAUUACCAGACAUACAUUGCCUUCAAGGGCUAACGUUAUAACAAUAGCAACGCAAUCUGUUGACCACAUUUGCUUUGAUUUUACUGGAUUUUUAUCUGCACCCGUACAGCGCCACAGCCACCACGCUACGUCAUCGGUGCGCAUGCGCGAACUGCGGAUCGCGGAUCGCGGAUCGGAGAUGAUGGAAGAUCGCUGGCAGAGAUCACUCCAAACAGUUGUUUAUGGCUUGAGGAAGCUGGUGGCCACUCACUCACUCACUCCUCCUCCUAGCAGGCAUCUAGCGGAUGUGGCCCGUUGUCUUCGGCACAAAAAAAAAAAGAGUGAAAACUGGCUGGGUAAUAACUUGGCAAUUAAAGUACUGCGGAGAGCGAGUCCGAAAAAAGCGAAAAUCCCAGGCGAGUCCUGCAGUUUUCGGCGCAAACAAUCAAUUGGCCAGCCAGCCACAAAAAGUCGGCCAAGUGGGACGGUGGCAGCCUCCAGGCACGAGCCACUCACUACUCGAUACUGCGAUACCUCGACGAUCCACUGAUAAAGCCGUCUUUUUUGGGUGCAGCAACUUGGCUGCAAGUCUCUGCUACCGAUUCCCCGUGAUUAAGCCAUGAAUCAGCUGGCUUAGCGGCGAGUAACGGUUCGCUUUUGGCCAGCUAGCUAACUAUGACUCUUUUAUGCUAUUAUUUCUCGAUUUUUUCGGUGGGCGUGAGCCUUGCAGCUAAAGGUGGCCAUUGGGCCGAGUGAUUGUCAUGCUAUGGCAAAAUCAAUUUUCCAUCAGGUUUUCCGCCCAGUGAGUGUGUGUUUCAAUGAAAUUUUCAUUUGCCUCUGUCAGUUGCAAUGCCCGGGUAUAAAGUGUUCAUAAAUUUGCAGCGAAAGCUGACAAUGAAAAUUAACAUGUCCAAUAAGUAUAGUGGGCUAGAGUUUGCAAGUCAGUAAAACCUAAAAAAUAACCAAUAAAUCCAAAAAUAUUGGCAAAUA
Molecule: messenger RNA, 1130 nt
Organism: Drosophila simulans
Lineage: Eukaryota; Metazoa; Arthropoda; Insecta; Diptera; Drosophilidae
Exons: 3
Coding region: 16-690 (224 amino acids)
Source: RefSeq, a predicted model, not a curated record